Molecule: messenger RNA, 1151 nt
Organism: Fimicolochytrium jonesii
Lineage: Eukaryota; Fungi; Chytridiomycota; Chytridiomycetes; Spizellomycetales; Powellomycetaceae
Product: TIP41-like family-domain-containing protein
Exons: 4
Coding region: 367-1122 (251 amino acids)
Biological process (GO): TOR signaling
Cellular component (GO): cytosol
Source: RefSeq, a predicted model, not a curated record
CUGUCGUGGUUGCUUGAGCAUGGCUUAUUUCGGUUCUGGUGGGGAGGCGAGAGGGGAUGGGGUUUGGGGUGUCAAUCUGCUUGUCAAUGGGUUUCCUGAGUGAACGAAUCCCCACCAGAAUCCCCACCGUCGCUGGUGCCUUCAUUCCCACUUCAAUCUCUUCAAUUGCAAGGCGUGAUCUUUACCCUCGAACUGAUAUCACACAGUUCCAACACUAGUACUGGUAUACUGCUUCCAAGGCCGCUCACAACUUUGCUGCUCGCCUCGUCGUUUACUGCCGUCUGAGGAUCCUCUGCCAAGUGCGCACAUCGUCCUGUCAUCUUCGUCCUCGGAGCUUACGACCAGCCACUCGCCCAUAUCCCUCCCAUGACGACGAGCAGCGAUGCCCCAGUACGGCUUUCUGGCGGGCCCGGCAAGUCCGGCAUCGCCCUGCACGGCUGGGCAAUCACCACCGGAAAAGCCGCCAUAUGCAACGCUGGAGAACUCGAGCAGGCAUCCGCGAUAUUACCGGUCCCAACACCCGAGAUGCUGUUUGGCAACAACUUCCUAGAUAUCACGCACGAAUCUGGGCUACAUAUCACGUUCAGGGCGGUGGAUGCGUUGAAACGGGUGGAUGCGUCGCCAGAGUCCGCAGAGGGGAUCAAAGUCGCUUGUGCGGCGCAUUGGGCAAAGAACAACCCCGACGCCCACAAAAUCAAAGACGUCGUCAAGCCCUACGACUGGACCUACAGCACUGACUACACCGGCACGGUGGUCUCAUCACCACAACGGCCGUUUGAGCCGACGACGACACAUGGGGUGGAUGUGGAGCGGCUGAAGCGGCCAGAUCCGAUCUUGUUUUACGAUGAGGUGGUGCUGUUUGAGGAUGAGUUGGGGGACAAUGGGACGGCGCUUUUGACGUUACGGGUGCGCGUAAUGCCAUCCUGCUUCCUAGUCCUCCAACGCUUCUUCCUCCGGGUCGACGAUGUUCUCUUCCGCAUCAACGAUACACGCGUCUACCACGAGUUCGGCACUUCGCAUCUCGUCCGUGAGUACUCCAGCAGGGAGGAGGAGUACGCUACCAUCCGCGAGGUAAAAAAACCUUGCCCCACCUUAAUCUCCCAUCGCAUUCCAUUAACAUAACCCCUGAAGAAACUCCCAAGCCAACAACC